Messenger RNA from Notolabrus celidotus (New Zealand spotty), 3656 nucleotides. RefSeq names its product extracellular matrix protein 2. The record is from RefSeq and is a predicted model, not a curated record. The transcript is spliced from 2 exons. Bases 36 to 2375 code for a protein of 779 amino acids. Gene Ontology annotation, molecular function: protein binding. Lineage: Eukaryota; Metazoa; Chordata; Actinopteri; Labriformes; Labridae.
AGGCAGCAGCUGUGGACGGAGACCAGCGGUCUGAGAUGAGGAUCAAGAAGCUGAGAGACGUUCCUGUAUCAAUGAUGGAGGAAAGGAUGCAUGAGCUUACACCUGAUUUAGGUGGAUAUAUGAAGGACAUCUUACAAAGUGAUGAUGGACACGAGAGAGGAGGUGAGGAGACGUUAACUCCAGAGACGUUUUUUAGACCUUUGGGAGAGGAAACAAGGAGACAGGAGUCUGAACGUGACCCCGUCAGACAGGAGACUCCAGAGACUCACAGUUAUUAUGAUUCAUGGAUGAAUAGGGAGGAAGAGGAGGAAAGGGAGGGCAGGCUGGUGGCUGGGAUUACUCCUCGGGAGAAGGAAGUAGGAAAUGAGGAAAGGAAGGAAGGUGCAGAUGAAGGGGAGAACAUAAAAAGUGCAAACCGUAAAGAAUUAAAAGAAAGAGAGGAGGAAGAUCACACGGUGGUUCGUAAUCUCACACCUCCUCUGAGCACAUCCUCUGCCUCACUUCAGCCUCCACCAGUCCUGCUUACACCCACAUCACAACCUCUGACCUCCUUCAGCAGAGUUUAUCCUCAGGCUUCCUCUCCUCCACUCACUCCAGAUCCUUCAGAGAGUCCGGCUCUAACAGUGGAUCCUGAUGUGAAGAGGUCUAUUCUCCUGCUUGAGGAUCUGCUCUCUCAGGUGUUUCACAGUCCUGGUCCUGGACAUCAACUCCAGCUGAAUGAGCUGGAGGAAAAGCCAGAUAUAGAGGAUGCGAUGGUCAAAAGUCUGCUGUUUAAACCAGCGUGGAAGGAGGAAACCACGAGUGAAAGAAACAAGAAAGAGGACGAAUUCAUCCCAAAGGUUCACGCAGCUACGCCGAAAACAAAAACAGAGCCCAAAGAUUCUAAAGAGCCUCGUCCUGCUCUGAGAAUCACUGAAGAGAACAAUCCCAGAGUCAAACCAGUCCAAGGUUUGAAUAAAAUAAACAUCACAAAACCAACAGGAGAGCCGCAGCUGGUGGAAAAUGACACCAAAGUUAGCGUGAAGCGAAACAAAGCGUCUCCUCCUCCGUCACGACCUUCAGUCAAACAGCAGCCGACCACAAAAACCAAAACAGCUUCAAACAGGCCGACCAAGAGCGGCAAGAAUAAAACCAUGAAGACGUCCAAAGACAAGAAGAAGAAGAAGGACAAUAAAACACAAAAAACACCACAGAAGAAGAAGGAGGUGAUCACACCGACGUACUUCCCGUACUUCAUGGAUAACUACUGUCCUCAGGAGUGUGCCUGCUACGGGAGAGUGGUCCAGUGUUCAGACAAAGGCGUGGACAAGGUUCCUUACGGUAUCCCCUAUAACGCUCGCUACAUCCUCCUCAUGAAUAACCGCAUCGACAGCAUCCAGCUGGACCUGCUGGACGAAUACGUCUCCAUGGAGUUCCUGGUGCUUAGCAACAACCGGCUCACGGAUGGCUCAAUAGAAGGAGCCUUCGAGGGGAUCCCGGCUCUGAAGCGGCUCUACCUGGACAGGAACUUUUUGGAAAGCGUCCCAAACGACCUUCCUGUGUCUCUGGAGGAGCUCCGGCUGGACAACAACCACGUGAGUGUGAUGUCAGAGGCCGUGUGGGCUCGCUGCCCCGGCCUUUUGGUCCUCAGCCUCAGCAACAACAGCCUGGGGAAUGGGUCUGAAUCCCUCCCUGAUAAGGUGCUCUCUCCUUUAAGCAACCUGCGCACCUUGAACCUGGAUCACAACCAGCUGAAGUCAGUCCCUCUGGGGUUACCGUGCUCCAUCAAGGAGCUCUACUUUAAAGGGAAUCUCAUUGAGCACUUUAGAGGGGGCGCCUUCAACGGACGAUCAGAACUGGUCCUGUUAGAUUUGAGUGCAAACAGACUCACUAACAAAGGUCUGUCCCGGGACUCUCUGGUCAACGCUACACUUCUAGAAAGCCUCAAUCUAGAAGGAAACAGACUGAAACAGGUACCCAAACAUCUCCCUCGCUCGCUUAAGACUCUAAAUCUGGAAGGCAAUCUCAUAACAUCCGUUAAAAAAGCGGUUUUCAGCACCUUGAAAAACCUGGAGCACUUAGGUUUAGCCAGGAAUAAGAUCUUCAAAGUGGCUCCGGGGGCCUUCAAGGCACUGCUGGUCCUGCACCAGUUAGAUCUGUGCUACAACACCUUACGCCAGGUGCCCAGACAGCUCCCGCAGGCUCUGCACUCUGUGGCGCUCACGCACAACCGGAUCCAGUCGGUGCCUCGAGACGCUUUCUGCUGGGGGAGCGAGAGUCCGGGUCUCAGCGGGCUCGUACGGGUGCAGCUGGAGAACAAUCUAAUCGAUAUGGGGAGGCUGGAUGCUCAGGCGUUCAGGUGCUUACGGGGGUUUCAGGUGGUGCACUUCUACUGAAACUGCUCAGAUGAUACACACGAUGAACGCUUUUUAAGGCUCUAGAGAAAUGGUGAUGCUAAAGCUACGCCAGACAUGAAUGUUUAACUGACCCGAGCAUGUAAAAAAACUCCUGUUUGACUCUGCGGCUGCUUUAAUGGAGUUCAUUUUCUCCCCACAGGCUGUUUUUGCCAAACAGCAUGCUUCAGGUUUUUGGAGAACAAUGACUGAUUGUAGGAGAAACGGUCCAGGCGAGGUUAUCUGGGACCAAAUUAUGCAACUGCCAGAGCUUAGUGUGGGUUUUUCAUGAGCAGUUUCCAAAGCAGAGCAAUUCAGAGUAAUAACCAGAGGGAAACAUUUGGUCUCCAUUACGUGCAGGAGCAGAUUAUUCAGAUGAGUCAAACACACGGUGAUGUUUCAUGGAGGACAAAAACAAGAACGCAAGCGGAAACUUUUGGUGUUGGAAAAAGAAGCCUGCAGUUCCUCGAGUGUCCACUUGAGGCAGGCCCCAAAAGCCCACUCAGUCCCAUUAACACCCAUGUUAAAGCGCCCAUCUCUAGAGCAGGUCUGAAUGUUAUUACAGGGUUUGUCUCACUUGUGUCGCAGCUAGCUUCAGUCGUUCCCUCGCAACACUGGCUGCAGUCAGGUGUUGGGAACCCAAGCUAGUUGACACUGCGACCUUUGACCCCUCAUUUAUAGUCAGCCUAGUUCUUCCAACAGUCUUUUGUCGAGCAGUCCAGCCCGAUGAAGCACACAUUGAACACAUUUCUCAUUUACACACCUGCAACUGUUCAAACAAGCAUUUUUAGAGCUUCCUGUAGGAUCCCCCAUCCGUCCAUGAACACAGCGCCCCCUGCUGUUACCUGGCAGGAGGUCUGUUCUCACCUGUGAGGUCACUGCUGCACACACCAACCAUUUAACACUGUCCCUGGUCACAGCAGUCAUCAGGGUGAGUUAUUACCGAGAGAUCUGUUGACUCCUUCAAUGCAGACGCACUCUCUUUCUACUCAGCGCCCCCUGUUGGUGAAGUUCCCAGGAGGCAGACUCAACAGCUUGCACUGCUUUGAGGUUCUUCUGCAGUGGAGCUUCAAACAUGCAUACCUGCAUUUCUCUAAGUGAUGGAUCAGGACUUCUUUCAUGGAUUCAGUAAUCCUUCUAAACCAAGACAGCUAACUUUAAACUGCUUUGAGAAUUGUCCUGCAUUAAAAAUAAUGAAAAAAGUGUCUCCAAAUGAGGGCUGACUCUCGAUUGAGGAUGUAAAUAUUGUAAACUUGAUGCUAAUUAAAACCUUCCCAAAACAGA